AUGAGUGCCGUCGCUAUGCCAUUUGAUUCGACGUUUACCAUGGGUCCAAGGCCGACGUUUACUUGGCCAGGUAGGAGUUCCUAUCAGCGUCUCUCAAGAGCCUCGCAGCAACGAAUGUUGACGACGGUGGCAGGUCCCCUCGACACUGGCUCAACGAGCAGCAACAGCAUUCUCGGCACGGAUCUGAAUUCGAUCAUCAGUGGAUCUGAGCCCAGCAUGACUCCUCCGAGCGAAACAAAGUCACUCGCCUCGAGUCCUCCUCGGACAACCAUGACUCCAGAACUGCAGGAGCUGAAACGCCAAAGGGACCAGGUCCGACGAGAUUCAAAAAUGUCUGCUCGAUUCCGGCGGGCUGAAAGCAACUCGUACACAACGUCGCCGCCAAUGUCUAUGGGCGAGGUGUCCAAUACCAUCAGCCUUCCCGUGUACACCACAGCCCCGUCGUCGGUGCCCUUGAUGGCAGCACCAGCGGGAGCGCUUGGGAGUGCGCCAUUUUUGCAACCGUACAACCCGAACCUGGCGGACCAGUCUCAGAGUAGCGGAAUGUUUUCAUCAGCGUAUCAGCCUCUACAACACGGCUACGGCGUUGCAAUGGAGUACCCGCCUAGCUACGCGGGAGAGUUUGCCCCCCGAGCUUCUUCGAUAACGGUACCCCAAGAUGCUGGGAUGCUAUAUCCGAUGCAAUCAGUCGCGGUGCCGCCCACCACAACCCAAGCUAGCCAGGAGGGUGGUCACGUUCGGGUUGUGCAGAGCCGACCAAAGCCUCGUUGUUGGGAACAUGGAUGCAAUGGACGGCAAUUCUCUACAUUCAGCAAUCUGCUACGACACCAGCGCGAGAAGUCAGGACAGGCCGCAAAAGCAUCGUGCCCGAAUUGCGGUGCCGAGUUUACGAGAACGACGGCGCGCAACGGGCACUUGUUACACGACAAGUGCAAGCAGCGCCGAAAGACGUGAUGAGACACUGCAGCACGAGGGGAGCCCACAUGCGCUCGCGCGCGCGCGCGCGGUUGUCAGCCUCAGACAUCGAUGCGGCACAGCCGCCAUGCAUUCGGUCCCGACGGGGACGGGGACCAGGGUCGUUUUCGCAAGCCUUAGGAUCGGCAGCAGCGGUCUCGGUCUUGCUGACCGAACUACGUUCCAUUCAGCCCAUCCAUGUCACGAGGGCUUCAUCUUGCCCAUGGUCUUGAGCUGCUUUGAGUCCGACAAGAUAUGGGCACUGUAUCAACAUCAUCAUUAGGGACCUUGGGAGUUCCACGGAAUGGCGCAUUGCUUUCAGAGUGGCAUCGGGCCGAGACAGAACAUACGAUGCGGUCGUCGCGCGCCGCCUGAAUAUGGUUAGAGGGAGCGGUCCCCAGCAAGGGCAGGUGGACGGAGUGGAUCCUUUGAUUUCUUUGUGCGAAGCGAGCUGGUGUUCUUCUACCUACCCAACUGUAUGCUGACAGCAGAGACGACUCGACGACGGCGGGGUAUGGGAGGCGUUGGAGUUCUUUUUUUGGCCCCUUCGGGAUAGGGUCGCAAACCAAAUUCUCGAUAGUUUCUUCUUUGCCGGUGCCGAGACGACCGACAUUCUUGGGGCUUUCACAGUGUUGUGAUCCCGGCUGGCAAUAAUGGCUAGUCGUACGCUGGAAUACUACGCUGCGAUGGAUGCCACAACUGUAUUCGAUCGUGGGCUAAUAGCGGUGGCUAGUACGAAGUACGUCUGCAGCGACUGAUCCCCACAUGGGGUCUUCGGACACCUAGUGGUCGCACGACCCACGGACGCGCGCGAAACGGGAACGCACGGUGAGCUCGCUGCCAAGCAUCACCUGCGCUACGCUACGCUGUGCUGUGCUGUGCUAUGCGGUGCUGUGCUGUGCUGCGCUGCGCUGCGCUACGCUGCGCUGCUCCGGCGGAUGUCAGGCCAACGAACAACAUGCCUCUGGAUUUCAGACAGCCGCCGAGACUAGGUACGGCGCCCGUAGCGGCGGGUAUUCUGCCAUGUUGUACGACGGCCCAACGCCCAGCACAGCCUGCGCCAUUGGUGGGCGUCAUACUCGCGCGGCCUAGUCUGCGAAUAGCAUGAGCGUGUACAACCUUGUGAGGGCCACGACGGGUUGGCCCAACAGAGCAGGACGCGGCGGGCAUACAUAGACGCAUGACGUCUGGCAGGGUGGCGGCGGUGAUGGUGGUGGUGGUGGAGGUGCGAGUCCAGUCCCCUCAUACAGCAAGUGCAUUUGCUCUGAUGGAUCCCAUAUCAGACCAAAACCAGUCAGGCCAGGCGCAGGAGUAGGCGCAGGAGUAGGCGCAGGCGCAGGCCCAGCCAGCAUUGAGCAUCGGGCUAGUAGCCUGAGGAUGGGCGCCGGGUUGGGCGUGUGUCGGAAACAUGCCGAGGACGGGAUCCAGGCGGAAGCGGAGACGGGAGGGAGG
Messenger RNA from Purpureocillium takamizusanense, 2406 nucleotides. RefSeq lists its product as uncharacterized. The record is from RefSeq and is a predicted model, not a curated record. Lineage: Eukaryota; Fungi; Ascomycota; Sordariomycetes; Hypocreales; Ophiocordycipitaceae. Bases 1 to 954 code for a protein of 317 amino acids. The transcript is spliced from 4 exons.